UGCUGAUAUAAACAAGCAGGUAAUUGACGAUCCGCCCGCCGGCCCGGGUUUCCCUUAAAGCACCAGAGACAGUGUCGGACCCAACCUUCUGUGAACAGGCUGACUAUCAUCCCACGCUGCACUCACCACGCAAAGUGCAGCACAAGCAACUUUCAGUGACGCCAUCUCAGGUUACGAAUCUCGCCAGUUGUGCAUUGAUCCGUAAAAGAGAGGGAGUAGGGGAAACUAAGGACAAUUUCAACCCUGCUUUUAACGUCCAAGUUAAUCAAAGAUCGAAAUGCAAACUACUGGCCAGCAGGGAUUGGAGGUGGAAAUAGACGUGGAGAGUUUGGAAGUGGAAGAUGAAGAUUUGCUCGAUUCGCCCGAGGUCGUGUCAGGCCAGAGGGAAGAUGGGUCGGCCGAGAUCAGCAAGAAACACAUGGGGGCCAACGGAGAGCAGAGGAAACUGAGCCGUACCCCGAAAUGUGCCCGCUGUAGAAAUCAUGGGGUGGUGUCAUGUCUGAAGGGCCACAAGCGAUUCUGUCGAUGGAGGGACUGUCAGUGCGCCAACUGUCUUCUGGUCGUGGAGAGGCAGAGGGUGAUGGCAGCUCAGGUGGCGCUCCGGAGGCAGCAGGCUACUGAGGAUAAGAAAGGAUUGUUGAGCAAACACAACCUGGCAGAACGCAGGGCCGUAUACCAAAGGCACCUGAGAACACCGAGCCUGCUGGCUAAGAGCAUUUUAGAAGGCUAUCGGCCAGUCGCACAUGACCCAUACAUGAGAGGGAGCCCGCCCUUACCCCCUCCAGUUAGUGACCGGAUGCGAAAGAGGCGCGCUUUUGCUGACAAGGAGUUGGAGAGCAUCAUGAUGGAAAGAGAGUACAAGGAGAGGGAGAUGAUUGAGGCUGCCCAAGCCGCCGCCGCGUUUUUCCUUCCCAGCGGCAUGGUCCACGCAGCCGAGUACAAUUCCUGCAAAUCCAACUACACGGCCCCGCAGAUUGAUCGAGCUGCCAAAGAACCCCCCCAGCACUGCAAUUUUAUCCCCUCCUGCCUCGAUCGAACGAUGCAGUAUUCGGGGUCGGACAGAGCAGUGGAACUCAUAUCUUCCAACGUAAGCGUGGCCACCACCUAUCGCCAGUACCCGCUGGCCCCGAGGCUGAUGGUCUGGCCAAAAUGUGGAGGCAUCAACGACGCCCUCUUAUACCAACAGUAUCUCCUGAAUGCCAGUGGUUCCCUUCAGAGUCUCAAACCCGCAGCUGUUUGGGAUCCUAAAGGAAGUUCGGUGCUGGAAAGUCAUAUGGCCAACGAUGGCCAAGAUUUGCCAAAAAGACAAACGCGGGAGAUGCAACAUGCGCCGGGCGAACUGCGAGAGGUGACCUCGCUUCUCCAGCCGGCGUUGGAGAUGCCCUGCUCGGCCUUCUCUCCGCCAAAGAAAGGCCCCUCGCACCUUUCCGAAGGCAGCCUGUCACCUCCGCUGCAGCCACCGGGCAACCAGGCCAGCAUAGAAAACUCCCAGCCAUUAUUUCCAGUGAAGCUGAACUCGGGCCAAGCCUUCCUGACACAGCAGCCCAGCGGUCAACCGGUGCACUGUGACAAACCUGCAUCUGAGCUGAAAGCUUUCAUCAGUAAAGAUAUCCUCGAAGAGGCGGCCAGGAAGUACAGAGAACAAGCUAUGAAAGAAAACCAGACAUAUAAAAAUUCCACCGAAAAGUAUAUGAACGGUUUGAUGGUUUCUAAGCAAGUGGGGACAAAAAUAUCACCUUCCGAGUCGCUCUCGUUUUCUGUUGAAUCGAUCCUUAAACGGCCCUCGCCGUCUCUAACUCGUACUUAUCAAUGAACACCCUAUUCCAAACUGUACUGCUUAGAAUUAAAAUAGCUUUCAGUUAAAUUUCGAGACCAAAACUGCCUUUUAUGUAAAUGUGCUUGUGAUGUAUUUGUUUUGAUCAUUGUUCUGUAGUACAGAAUUCAGCAUGAUCCGUGUAUCUUUCAUGUUGCGAGAGUAUAUUUAAAGAUAUCUUGAGGUUUUUUUUUUGAGAAUUACAAAAUAUCAAACUUUUCUGCACUGAAAAGCAAAUGCAUAGCUAAAAUAAAAAAAAGAUAUUUUGGAA
Messenger RNA from Leucoraja erinaceus (little skate), 2084 nucleotides. It is a transcript of the gene dmrt2a, whose product is annotated as doublesex and mab-3 related transcription factor 2a. The record is from RefSeq and is a predicted model, not a curated record. NCBI's taxonomy places the organism in Eukaryota, Metazoa, Chordata, Chondrichthyes, Rajiformes, Rajidae. Gene Ontology annotation, molecular function: RNA polymerase II cis-regulatory region sequence-specific DNA binding; DNA-binding transcription factor activity, RNA polymerase II-specific. Gene Ontology annotation, cellular component: nucleus. Bases 278 to 1813 code for a protein of 511 amino acids. Gene Ontology annotation, biological process: regulation of transcription by RNA polymerase II; sex differentiation. The transcript has 4 exons.